Molecule: messenger RNA, 1677 nt
Organism: Mucor velutinosus
Lineage: Eukaryota; Fungi; Mucoromycota; Mucoromycetes; Mucorales; Mucoraceae
Gene: UGD4
Product: UDP-glucose 6-dehydrogenase 4
Exons: 3
Coding region: 1-1677 (558 amino acids)
Biological process (GO): intracellular signal transduction; protein phosphorylation
Cellular component (GO): cytoplasm
Molecular function (GO): protein serine/threonine kinase activity; ATP binding
Source: RefSeq, a predicted model, not a curated record
AUGUUGAAUGAUGAUACUCGAAAACCAAAGAACAGAAUGCCUCGAUUAUUUAUGAAUGAUCUUCGAAAUACCAAAACACAAAUCAAAUCAUGGUGGCAUCAAUUCAAGAGGAACAGCGAAUCCAGCAGUGUAGAUGAUUCCUCCUCUCAAACAACGCUUGAUUGGAGAUCUCUCUCUCCUGAUCGUCCUCCACUCCCGUUCUUUCUGUCCGAUAACUCAUCCAAUUCAUCCACCACAUCCGUCCAUAAUGACAACCUCAUCGAUAAAAAACCUAUAUCAUCUAUACCAGCAUUAUUAGCAGACACUACAUUAAUUGACCCAAGCAUAGACUCCAAUAGUAAAAAUACCAAAGAUAAUAAUAGCAUACCCAAGUCCUCUUCUGCUUCCAACAGUAGAAAUAAUACCGUCGACAACUAUCAACCUUUGUGUCCGAUCCUCGAAGAAAGCGAAACCAUGGCAACAGACUCAAACGAAUCCAAUGUCCUAUUAAACAGCAACAGUCAAAUACAACAGCACAGUUCAUCUCGAGCAAGUCAUGCAGCAACUGACUCUUCCUCAUCCAUUCAACUCGACCAUCUUGACAACAAGCAAACAGUUUCACUUGCUGCUGUUUCUAGUGUUCAGGAACCUUCUGCAGAUCAACAACAGCAACCCGAAAUAUUGGCUUCCGCUGCUCCUGCUGCUCCUUCUGCUUCUUCCUCUUUAUUGGAUACUGAUUCAAGCAAACCAUGGCCUGAAAUUAAAGCAGUUCAAAAGACUCCUAGCGACCGGUACAUGCCACUUGAUCUUGUAGGUAACGAAGAACUUUGCAAAAGGAAGUUCGCCAAGAUGGUGCUCGCUGCUAACAAGUUUCAAAAUCAACAACAACGAGCACAAGAACAAGACGAGAGGCCUAGUCAGAUGGCUCUAUUAUUUGAUGUGGAUGGUAACAUUGAUAUGAUGCGUAUGGUGCGUCAGGGAAAAUCCGAAUAUCACAAAUUCUGUGGCAAUUCUCAGUACGUUCCACCUGAACUCUCGGUAAAUGUCGAGUAUCAAAGCGAACUCGCAGACAUCUGGGUGUUGGGUGUCUUUUUGUAUCGCAUGCUGGUUGGAAAAUAUCCUUUCUCUGCUGCAAAUGAUCAGCAACUGUUCAAAAAGAUGUUGCACAGCGAUUUUAGUAUCCCCAAUGAGCUAUCGGAUGAUGCCAAAGAUAUUAUCAAACGCAUGCUGGCUCCUGAUUCUUCACGCGCGUCAUUGGAUUUGAUUAUUUAUCAUCCUUGGAUCAAGUACUAUAGGCCGCUGUUAUUGGAUCAUUAUCAUAAUGGUAACAAUCACAACAAUAACCAUACUGGUAACACAAUGAAAGCCAAUAGACCCAUUUUUAUCAACAACAAUAACAACACAACAGCAGCAAGACGUCCGCCACUUUCCAACAUACAACAAAAAAAGCGAAGCAUACUUGGUAGCAGAUCCAUUCGUAGAUCCAACAGUGUCAACACCACUACUCCAUCCUCUUCGACAUCAUCUACUCAAGAACCCAAACCUAAGAAAGCCAAGCCGAAUACAAAGCAAAAAGGAUUCAUAAAGAAAGCGUUUUUGCUCUUGUUCCAAGGCCCUUUUCCACCACCAAAGAAGCCCUAUCAAGAAUUAGCCCACUUGGGGACCCGUGAAUCUGUAUUUGCUAAACAUAGAACGUAA